GAAGCCAGUUGGCCCCUUAGAGCAACAACAUCCCUACAAACACAAGGAUAUCUGGAUUUUGCCACUGAAAACAGAAAAUGGCAAAUCUAAAAUGUUUAUCUUUCAAGUAUACCAUCAGGAAUAUGUUGUUUCACUGUUAGUUUUUCUAAUAAAAGGUGGGAUUUAUUAGUUGAGAAUUAAAGCAAGAAAUAAAUCAGGUCAAACAAACCAAAUCUGGAAAGAAGUUAGGGUUAGACUUCAAGUGUAAAUCAAGGACUUUCUGAUUAUUAUCUAUGUAAAUUCAACAAGUCUGAGUUGUGCAAGAAAAAUUAAUGAUAGUAAAAUAUUUUGGGAAUUCUUUCUAAAGUGGAAAACUUUUUAUUUUUUUCUUCUAUUCUUCUUUUUUUCAACAGGUUGUGCAGUCAUGUUGUGGUUGGUAUGGUUGUGUCUCCUCUAUUUAAAGAGUGGAGCUCUGGGUUUUGGUAUCCUUCCUGGAGAAUCUUUCAACCAUCAAACAAUCACUGAGAGAGCACUCCUGAAUGUUACAGCUCAGGUCUGCAGAGCUCUGGCUCUGGCUGAAGGGAAGGACUUCACGUUUCCUGCACAACCUUUCACUGCCAAGUCCAUUGCUAAUGCAUGUGAAGCUCCAAAGUCAUACAAAGUUUUCCUUCCUAACAUCUUAAUCAUCCAAAGCAUGAAUGCGGCUACAGAUUUACGUCGACUCUUUGAUCCUCGUUACCACUGUGAUGAUGAGCUUUUAACAGAAGGACAGAAGCUCAUCACAGAUGGUUUAUCAGCAUUAAAGGCUGCCAACAGGAAACAAAAUUUUUUGUCAGCAAGAUUAACCCUAGGAAAGAUACUCCACACCUUACAGGAUUUCUACAGUCACAGCAACUGGGUAGAAUUGGGAAACAAAUUUCCAAACGUUAAUAUGAUCAGAAAGAACGCCAACAUUGGAAAUAUUGCAGCUAAAACCACAGCAACCUGUCGCAGCUGCAAUGGGAACGACUGCAGCAACAAUAUUUUGGAGGAAAUAAUAGCAAAGAAUAUUUUGACGUCUGGAUACUUUUCUAUUAUUCCUUUUUUUGCAACCAAACCAAACGGGAAGUGCAGCCAUGGGGGUUCCAUAGAUAGAACAAGUUCAAUUGUGCCUAAAGGUGGGAUCAACAAAGACAGUUACUCCUCCAGUCAUGGAUAUCUUCACAGAGAAGCAGCAGAGUUGGCCAUAGCUGCAACCAGUCAGAUUCUGGAGGACAUUCGAGGAGCUUCUGGAGACAGAGAAUUCCUUCAGUUGAUGGGAAUCUCAAAGGGAUCAAGUAAGGCUCUUUGCUUUGUGGUGGACACAACAGGAAGUAUGGGUGACGACAUUGCAGCUGUACGAACCGUCACUUCUACUAUAAUUGAUAGUAAGGUUGGAACAGAGGAUGAACCUUCACUCUACAUUCUUGUACCUUUCAAUGAUCCAGAUUUCGGGCCUCUGAUAAAGACCACAGAUGCAGAUGUCUUUAAAGAUUAUAUCAAUUCAUUAACAGCAUAUGAAGGUGGAGAUCUUCCAGAAAUGACUCUUUCAGGACUUCAGCUGGCUCUAACUGGCUCUCCUCCUAAUUCUGAGAUCUUCCUCUUCACUGAUGCACCUGCCAAAGAUGAAUCUCUGAAGAACACAGUGAUUGCACUCAUAGAACAGACCAAGACAGUUGUGAACUUCAUGGUAACCAACGUCCUAGGGUUCCGCCGUCGCAGACAAGCUGAUGGAAAUCAACCGCAAACCCAGCGGAUGGCAAGAGCAAAUUCUCAGCUGUACAGAGAUCUGGCUCAGGCUUCAGGAGGACAAGUAAUUCAAAUUUCUAAAAAUCAGCUGCUCCAGGCCACCAGCUUAAUCACAGAAUCCACAAGCUCCUCUCUGGUGACUCUUCUACAAGCAAACAGGAAUUUGGGGAAGCCAGAAAAUUACACUUUCAGUGUUGAUGAGACAUUAACAAAUCUGAUCAUUUACAUCACUGGAGAUUCAGUUGACUUCACACUAGUCAAUCCUUCAGGUGAGCUUCAUAAUAAGACCUCCACAGGACCAUCAGUCAUCACAGCUGAGUUGGUGGGAAACUUACGGACUCUGCAGCUGAGGACCCAAGUUGGAUUGUGGGAAUUGAGAAUAAUGUCAACAAAUCCCUAUACCCUGAAGGUUGUAGGUCAGAGUCCUAUUGAUUUCAUCUUUAACUUUGUGAAGCAAUCUCAGGGCGCCUUAGAAGGAUAUGACCUCGUGGAAAAUCGUCCAACAGCUGGCAGUAACACCAGUCUGGAGGUGACUCUACUUGAGGCUGACUCCACCACAGUGACUGAAGUCACUUUAGUCGAAUCCUCAGGGUCAGGACAGGUUAACGGACUUGUGGAGGCUCAGGGUGGGGGAAAAUACUUGGUCCACUUUGACAAGAUCCCAUCAGUUGAGUUUGUGGUAUUAGUGAAAGGACAGAGUACCAACAGUACAACUUCUAGAGCAUCCUCAGUGACAUUCCAGAGACAGUCUACAACCAGCCUGAGAGCCUCUACACUAACUGUUACUGUGUCUGAUACAGGGAGUGUCUUAGAGCCUGGAACUCCACUCCUCGUUCCCUUUUCUGUAACGACCACUGGUGAUGGAGGAAACUUUGUAAUCAAAGCUACUAAUAACCAAGGCUUUGAUUUAACCUUCCCAUCCAGUUUAACCCUGGAAAGUGGAGGUAGUGCCAACGGUACAGCCAGUAUCACAGCACCCUCUACCUCCCAGUCUGGUACUGGUGUCACACUGACCAUAGAGGCUGAAGCUCCAGGAGGUGCAGACACCAACUAUGGUGUGCUGCGUCUCACUGUUCUUCCAAAGGUGACAGAUUUUUCUCCUGCAUUUUGCCAGCUGGUUAGUCUCCAAUCCAACUGUAGUGACAACUGCAACCAGUCUAUGUGGGAGCUCUCUGUGGAAGUGACUGAUGGAGAAAAUGGGACUGGGAUAGAUCGCAUCAGUCUCAGAGAAGGCGACGGCAUCUUAAUUUCCAAUGUUACAACGGCCAAUGGGAGUGUGACGCUGGUAUCCUACAACGCAUCCUGCUGCUCGUCUAACGUGCAGAUAGUGGUUGUAGAUCGAGUUGGUAAUGUGGAUGUCUGCAGUUAUUCUGUUACUCCAAGAGUCAGUGCAACUGUCAGUCCAACUGUCGCCUCAACCGCCCAGCCAAGUUCCCCAACAACAACUUCAUCGUCCAGAGCUGUUCAGCCCUCUCUUCUUUGCUUUAGCAUGAUGAUUUUAGGGCUUAUGCUGGGCUGUAAGAUGGGAUAAAUUUCUAAAUGUCUUGUUUUGUUCAUGGCUGGACCUGCGCCUAGUCGACCUAGGCGGUUGCCUAGGGUACCAUCUGCUGGAGUGGGGUACCAUUGGAAUUAUUAGGCUAUAUUUUCAUGUUUUUUGCUUUGUU
This is a messenger RNA of Oryzias melastigma (Indian medaka), 3410 nucleotides long. RefSeq names its product von Willebrand factor A domain-containing protein 7-like. The transcript is spliced from 15 exons. Bases 404 to 3277 code for a protein of 957 amino acids. The record is from RefSeq and is a predicted model, not a curated record. Lineage: Eukaryota; Metazoa; Chordata; Actinopteri; Beloniformes; Adrianichthyidae.